UUGGGCAAUAUCUGGUCUUUAAAAGAAGGGAAGUCUGCAAUAACUGCUUCACUCUCAAAGGAGACAACAGACAUCUAUCGCUGUCCGCUCAACAGGAUGAAGAAGAAGUUGAUCCUUGAUGUAGACACAGGGGUGGAUGAUGCUCUGGGCAUCAUGGUGGCCCUUGCCGACCCCAAUACGGAGAUUUUGGGGAUCACCUGCUGCCAUGGCAACACAAUGCUGGAGAACGUCCUCAAGAACACUCUCCGAGUCCUGAAAGAGUGCAACAGGCUGGAUAUCCCUGUGUAUCCUGGCUGCUCAUGCCCACUGCUGGCCCGUAAACAAUAUGCUGGAGAUUUCCACGGGAAGGACGGGCUGGGCGACGUCCCUGAUCCAAAUGCUCCAGGCCUGGAGCUGCUGCAGAAGAAGAAAGCUGUGCAGGCCAUGAUCGAUAUUGUCAAAGAGAACCCUGCAGAAGUGACUCUGGUGGCCACGGCCCCUCUCACUAACCUGGCUGUCGCAGUGCAACUGGACCCUUACUUCCCUCAGAGACUGAAGGCACUCUACAUCAUGGGAGGCAACACUGAAUCCAGAGGUAACACCACAGUAUGUGGAGAGUUUAACUUCGUGGCUGACCCCGAGGCUGCCUACAUUGUGUUGGACCGCUACACCUGUCCCACCUACAUCGCUACCUGGGAGUUCACCUGCAGAAUGAGCCUGCCGUGGUCUUUCUGUGAUCAGUGGCUGGCCCGAGACACUGAGAAGGCAGCCUUUCUGAAAAAGAUUACAGCCCUAUCCUUCAAGAGAGCUCAGUCAAAGGACUAUCAAAAGGAGAUCAUAGCAGGCAAAGGGUUCAACUCCUGUGACACCUACGCCAUGGCUGCCGCCAUCGAUGACACACUCAUAACAGAGAGUGAAGAGGUUGCAGUGUCCGUGGAGUUGGAGGGGACCUACACCCGAGGCAUGAUGGUGCUGGACUACAUGGAGCUGCUGAAAAAGAAACACAAGGCCUUCAUCAUGAAGAAAAUUGACUCGGAGAAGUUCAAGCAAAUGUUGAUGAAUUCAUUGAAGUAGACAGAUAUUUUAACAAGCGAGAGCCAUGAAUUUUGUUCACUAAAAGAAAAAGCAAAGCAGCAUUUUUUUCCUGUUUUCUUUCAUUUUUUUCAUUCAUUUUUCAGCAUUUGUAAUGGUUUUAUCAUUUUGCUACAACUUGACAGGUGCAUUUACAGUCAGUGAGAAUUAUGUGAGAAGUGAAAAUGUAUUUUAUUUUCACGACUACAUUUAGAGGUUUGGUUAAAGCAGUUUCUAUAUCCUCAUGGGAUGAGGUCUAAAAGCAAAAUGAAACUUGUGGAAAUAAAUUGCUUCCAGACAGCCCUUUUAAGUGGUUUGGACACAAAAGGGAACUUGAAGCCUGACAAGUUGGAUUCUCGCAUGACCUUGUAAUGUCAUGAUCUCAAGAAUCCAGCUGCCUUGCAAGCUAAAUGAUACUGGUCUGACCUGUAAACUUGAGAGUCCAGGUGAGGGCAAUACAGCCCAGUUUGACAAAGUGGAUGAUAAAAAGCUUUCCCAGUCAAUGAAUUAAUAAUGACAUGUCCCUGCAGUCACUUGAUGAAAUCAAUUUGAGAUGGGAGUUAUGGGUCAUUGAAUGAAUAAGUGCAUUAACACAAUUUAGGCUCACUGCAGACUAUUUCUGAACAACAAUGAGCCACUCUUCAAACUGUAACUUA
Thunnus maccoyii (southern bluefin tuna) is the source of this 1706-nucleotide messenger RNA. Its product is annotated as inosine-uridine preferring nucleoside hydrolase-like. The record is from RefSeq and is a predicted model, not a curated record. The transcript has 8 exons. NCBI's taxonomy places the organism in Eukaryota, Metazoa, Chordata, Actinopteri, Scombriformes, Scombridae. Bases 97 to 1053 code for a protein of 318 amino acids. Gene Ontology annotation, molecular function: hydrolase activity, hydrolyzing N-glycosyl compounds.